ACUACAAUACUAAAAAGCACUGGGAAUGGAAUGAGACAAGAAAAAGAUGCAAAUUCAUAUGAUUUGAUUCAUCAAUUAAAAGGCAAUCAAGCAAGCAAAGCUCAUAUUCUCUCGAUUUGACAACUUAUGGCAACGCCCACAUAAAUCCAAACACUAAAACCCAACCCCUUUUUUCACGAUUGAAAUUAAUCUUCCCUCUCUAUGAGAUGCAGUUGGUAGUUCAACUGAUCACGAAGCUGCCAUUUUCGCUUUCUCAAAAUGGCCUUCUAGGAUAAAUCCGCAACCACAAUUAUUUCUUACUAAUUUUUUGUUUCUUUGAGGGGGGGUUUCAAUUCAGGGACAAAAUGCAAUCAGGGAGUUCAGGUGAGUUGCGAUCGGGUGUUGGAGCAGCAGAUACUCGAGGGAAACACAGGAUAUCUGCUGAAUUGAAGAGACUUGAACAAGAAAUUCGUUUCUUGGAGGAAGAAUUGGAACAACUUGAGAAAACGGAGAACGCCUCAGCAGCUUGCAAAGAGAUGCUUAUCAAUAUCGAAACUAGACCCGAUCCUUUGCUCCCAGAGACCACGGGCCCAGUAAAUCCGAUCUGGGACAGAUGGUUUGAAGGCCCCCCAGAGUCUUCAGGCUGCAGGUGCUGGAUACUAUGAUAUACAUUGCCACGAAAACAAGUUCCAAGCAUCAAUUUCGUCUUAUAACCAGCACGUUAACAUCAGACCGUUUGUUCGAUGCAGAGCAAUAUAGUGCCCAGAAAAUAACCAUGCCUUCCAACUUCCAACUGUGUAUUAAACAGACAAAGAUGCAAAAUUUCAACCCCAAUUCUUUUGCCAAAGUUUUAUUCAAUCGAAUGUUAGCCUCGGUGUGCUUUUUUGCUGUUUA
This is a messenger RNA of Salvia hispanica, 873 nucleotides long. RefSeq names its product guanine nucleotide-binding protein subunit gamma 2-like. NCBI's taxonomy places the organism in Eukaryota, Viridiplantae, Streptophyta, Magnoliopsida, Lamiales, Lamiaceae. Gene Ontology annotation, biological process: G protein-coupled receptor signaling pathway. The record is from RefSeq and is a predicted model, not a curated record.